Boeremia exigua is the source of this 1530-nucleotide messenger RNA. Its product is annotated as general substrate transporter. Gene Ontology annotation, cellular component: membrane. The coding region runs from base 1 to 1530 and encodes 509 amino acids. Gene Ontology annotation, biological process: carbohydrate transport; transmembrane transport. The transcript has 7 exons. Gene Ontology annotation, molecular function: carbohydrate:proton symporter activity. NCBI's taxonomy places the organism in Eukaryota, Fungi, Ascomycota, Dothideomycetes, Pleosporales, Didymellaceae. The record is from RefSeq and is a predicted model, not a curated record.
AUGCCUUAUUUUACGUUCCGGCAAGCAAUCAUCUUUGGCCUCAUAUUUGCUUCAGCUGCGCUGAUUGGUUACGACUCUGGUUACCUAAAUGGCGUCAUCGCUUCUGAAGACUUCAAUCGACGAUAUGGUCCGAUAGGAGCAGAUGGCAAGCACUUUUUGCUCCCGCUGACACGUUCGCUCUUCACGUCGAUGCUCAUUGUAGGCACCGUUUUUGGCUGCCUACUCCCGUCAUUCGUGCAGAACAGAAUUGGCCGAAAAGGGUGCCUUCUUGUCGCAGGAUUGAUUUAUGCUCUUGGCGUCGCCCUGCAGACGGCUGGUGUACCUGCAGCUGGGUUCAUCGUCGGUCGCGUCUUCCUUGGCGUUGGACUUGGUAUCAUCUCCGUCACCUCUCCUGGCUAUCUCAUCGAGGCGUCCUCAUCAAAGAGUCGUGGACGUUUGAUAGCCCUGUACACACAAUUGCUGACAAGUGGUAAUGUGGUGGCAUGCGCGAUCAGUCUCGGUACUGCCGAUAUGUCAGGUUCCAUGAGUUGGCGCCUUACAAUCGCUUUUCAGCUCGUCCUAGCCUUGUUCGUCUUUCUGGGUGCCUGCUACGCACCAGAAUCACCAUCUAUACUAGUGCGCCAAGGAAAACAUGAACGAGCACACUCGUCCAUCUGCGCUUUGAGAGACAUACAGCCCGGCUCAUCAGACCUACUUGCCGCAAUUGAAGAAAUUCAGAAGUGGAUCGAUGAGCAGGAGAUAGCUGGGAAAGUCCACCCUCUGGAAUGCUUUCAAGGCACAAAUCGCAGACGAACCUUAUUGGGGAUAACGAUGAGUUUCAUGACGAUCGCUACAGGAGUCACAUUCUGGUUUGGCUACGGGACAACCUUUUUUCAGAGUGCAGGUGUAGAUAAUGCGUUCUUGGUCUCUUUGAUUUUGGCUGUCGUCAACUGUAUCUUCACGACACUGUCGCUUUAUCUAACAAAUAAGCUUGGAAGAAGAAACAUGCUACAUGGCGGAGCGGGUGUUAUGAUUGGGGCCUAUCUGUUGGUCGGCGUCACACAUUCUGUGGCACCGAACAGUACUGCGAGCAACAAUCUGCUUAUCGCAGGUGCUGUUUUGUUCAUUGCAGCAUAUGCUGCAACCUGGGGUACUCUGGGUUGGACAAUUAUGACGGAACCUUACUCUUCACGCCUAAGAACACAGAGUACGUCCAUCACAAUGGUCACGUACUGGACUGCGACAUGGGGUGUAGGAUUUGCCACGCCCUACCUUGUUGAUGAGACUGCGGCGGAUCUUGGUGUCAACAUUGUCUAUCUUUGGCUUGGAAUGGUCAUUCUCUCGCUGGUAUGGGCAUACUUUUGUGUGCCAGAGCUCUCGGGUCUGUCCAUUCGAGAGGUUGACUUGCUCUUUGAACAAAGAGUAUCCGCAUGGAAGUCCAAGGAGUGGGCGCGUCAGCUCAGGGACCGGACAGUGAUAGAGGGGACAGAUCCAUCCGGCGGAACAGACACGCUUGACAUGAAAUCAAUGGACUUCGAGCAGAAAGUAUAG